UGGGCUGGCGGCGCCCGCAUGACCCGCGCUGGGAGGGCGUGGGGAGGCAGGCCAGGCGCGCACGCCGCCGGUCCGAAUCGCCACCCCCACUCCUGCCGGGACGGGAAGUGAGUCGCCGGGGUCCCCAGUACAAGACAGCCGAAGAGCACGUCCCACAGGCCCCCCAAACCCCGGCGGAAGAAUGGCGGCCGCCAAGGUGGCUUUAACCAAGAGAGCAGAUCCAGCUGAGCUUAAAGCAAUAUUUUUGAAGUAUGCAAGCAUUGAAAAAAAUGGUGAAUUUUUUAUGUCUCCCAAUGACUUUGUCACUCGGUAUUUGAACAUUUUUGGAGAAAGCCAGCCCAACCCAAAGACCGUGGAACUUUUAAGUGGCGUGGUGGAUCAGACCAAGGAUGGGUUAAUAUCCUUCCAAGAAUUUGUAGCCUUUGAAUCUGUCCUGUGUGCUCCAGAUGCCCUGUUUAUGGUGGCCUUCCAGCUGUUUGACAAAACUGGCAAAGGAGAGGUAACUUUUGAGGAUGUUAAACAAGUUUUUGGACAGACCACAAUUCAUCAACAUAUUCCAUUUAACUGGGAUUCGGAAUUUGUUCAACUGCAUUUUGGAAAAGAAAGAAAAAGACACCUUACGUAUGCGGAGUUCACUCAGUUUUUGCUGGAAGUACAGUUGGAGCAUGCGAAGCAAGCCUUUGUCCAGCGAGAUAGCGCCAAGACUGGAAAAGUCACAGCCAUUGACUUCCGGGACAUCAUGGUCACCAUCCGCCCACAUGUCCUGACUCCUUUCGUGGAAGAAUGUCUAGUAGCUGCUGCUGGAGGCACUACAUCCCAUCAAGUUAGUUUCUCCUAUUUUAAUGGAUUUAACUCGCUCCUUAACAACAUGGAACUCAUUAGAAAGAUCUACAGCACUCUGGCUGGCAGCAGGAAAGACGUGGAGGUGACUAAGGAGGAGUUUGCUCUGGCCGCCCAGAAGUUUGGUCAGGUUACACCCAUGGAAGUUGACAUCUUGUUUCAGUUAGCAGAUUUAUAUGAGCCGAGGGGACGCAUGACCUUGGCAGACAUUGAGCGCAUCGCUCCCCUAGAAGAAGGAAUGCUGCCCUUCAACUUGGCUGAGGCCCAGAGGCAGCAGAAGGCCUCAGGUGACGCAGCUCGGCCAGUCCUUCUCCAGGUCGCAGAGUCAGCCUACAGGUUUGGUCUGGGUUCUGUUGCUGGAGCUGUUGGAGCCACUGCUGUGUACCCUAUCGAUCUUGUAAAGACUCGAAUGCAGAACCAGCGAUCAACUGGCUCUUUUGUGGGAGAGCUCAUGUAUAAAAACAGCUUCGACUGUUUUAAGAAAGUGCUCCGCUACGAAGGCUUCUUUGGACUGUACAGAGGUUUGCUGCCACAGUUACUGGGAGUCGCCCCGGAGAAGGCCAUAAAACUUACAGUGAAUGAUUUUGUGAGAGAUAAAUUUAUGCACAAAGAUGGCUCCGUUCCACUUUUGGCAGAGAUUUUUGCUGGCGGCUGUGCUGGAGGCUCCCAGGUGAUUUUCACGAAUCCUUUAGAAAUUGUCAAGAUCCGUCUGCAAGUGGCUGGGGAGAUCACCACCGGCCCCAGAGUCAGCGCGCUGUCGGUGGUGCGAGACCUGGGGUUCUUCGGCAUCUACAAGGGUGCCAAAGCAUGCUUUCUUCGGGACAUUCCUUUCUCGGCCAUCUACUUCCCAUGCUACGCCCAUGUGAAGGCUUCCUUCGCAAAUGAAGACGGGCAGGUUAGCCCAGGAAGCCUGCUUUUAGCUGGUGCUAUUGCUGGUAUGCCUGCAGCAUCCUUAGUGACCCCUGCUGAUGUUAUCAAGACUAGAUUACAGGUGGCUGCCCGGGCUGGCCAAACCACUUACAGCGGCGUGACGGACUGCUUCAGAAAGAUACUACGGGAAGAAGGCCCCAAAGCUUUGUGGAAAGGAGCUGCUGCUCGUGUCUUCCGGUCCUCACCCCAGUUUGGUGUCACCUUGCUGACUUAUGAGUUGCUGCAGCGAUGGUUCUACAUUGAUUUUGGAGGAGUGAAGCCUGUGGGAUCCGAGCCAGUUCCUAAAUCACGGAUCACCCUGCCUGCUCCCAAUCCUGACCACGUAGGGGGCUAUAAACUGGCUGUUGCAACAUUUGCAGGGAUUGAAAACAAAUUUGGACUUUACCUACCUCUCUUUAAGCCAUCAGCAUCUACCUCUAACGUGACGGGCGGGGGCUCGUAGGACUGAGCUGGAUGUGGCCGGAAAGUGGUUGGAACUGCAGCAAGUCUCAUCUGGGUUGGAGGCCUGGCUUCGCCCUUCUGCCUCUGUCUCAUUUAAAUUCAGGUCAAGGCUUUUUAUAUUAAAUGCAAUCAUUCGUUUUCUGGAUGUUUUUGUACCAAGAUCAUGUGGAAUUAUUCCUAAUUAUUCUUUGGCACUCUGCCCACAAACCUUUGUUUGUGUCUUUUAAAUACUGGGAUUUGGUCAACACUAACUUGAUCUGGAGUAAGUCCGAAGGGAAAUUAGGGAAGGCCUCCUACCUGGAUGAUGGUCUCAUUGAGGCCAUUGAAAGGCAGCCAUGGUUCCUAAAAGCAAAGAGUUCUGAGAAUGUUUAAAGCAGGAGAAAGCUGGGUCUAGAUAUUUAUAAAAAUGAAAAACACUGGAAGAAAAAAAAAAAAAACACAAAUAUCUAGCCCGACUCAAAUUUUAAACAUGCACAAAUUUGGCCUCUGGAUUAUAUUAUGAAGGUUUUAUGUGAAACAUGUUUUUUCAUAAUGAAAACCACAUUGAGGAUGUUUAGUAAUCAUAUUCUCUUACUAGUACCAACUUACUAGGGAAAAGUUUUGAAUGUUAAGGAAGUGCUUUUGGCCUUUUUAUUAUAGAGACAGAAGAAACUGAGACACAAUUCUACUCCUGAGCAUACUGAUUUGGGAUAAAUACUUACGUGGUGAACACAUGCUGAUUACUGCCAAUUUUAAUAGACACUGUAAGAAUAAUGUGUACCCCUUUUUGCUGGCACCAGCCUGCUCCCAUCCCCAUGGUUGGCAUCCAUUUGCCUUUAAAAUCAACUCUAUCUUGAAUCAUGUCAGACAAAUAUACUCUGAGUUUUUAUUUAAUUUGGGGUGCCUUGUAUCAUGGUCAGAGGCUUGUAUGUUUGUGAAGGGGGAAAUAAACUAUUUUUAAAGCUA
Meriones unguiculatus (Mongolian gerbil) is the source of this 3156-nucleotide messenger RNA. RefSeq names its product solute carrier family 25 member 13 (gene Slc25a13). The record is from RefSeq and is a predicted model, not a curated record. Lineage: Eukaryota; Metazoa; Chordata; Mammalia; Rodentia; Muridae. Gene Ontology annotation, biological process: L-glutamate transmembrane transport; aspartate transmembrane transport; malate-aspartate shuttle. The transcript has 18 exons. Gene Ontology annotation, molecular function: calcium ion binding; L-glutamate transmembrane transporter activity; L-aspartate transmembrane transporter activity. The coding region runs from base 182 to 2212 and encodes 676 amino acids.